GCAUAGCCUCGAUCAGCUUUCGGAAAUGGUAGUUUUCGGCCUACAGACGCUGGGGAAUGAGAAUGAGAAUCUCAUGUGAACCAGAAAGGAAGUCGAGGUACGUACCGGACGAUAUCGCAUCACGUGCACCGGUAUAUCAUUCCGGUGUCUCCAGAACCUCAAGCCUCCAUUAGGCCCCACCACCACAUAACUCAACCCUCCGAACUCCGACAUCAUCCAAUAUCCCAGAAACCAGCAAAGAUUAGAGAUAAGAGACGGUUCCCACCCGGCCCAAAUCUUAACCGGUGCAUCCCCAUCCCGCGGAGCCGCCAUAUUCCGUCCCACCAUCCAAGCCCGUUCCCGGAAUGACCUCCGCCGCCACCAACCCACCCCUCUCAUCCACCCCCAUCUCCCCCUCCACCUCCACCUCCCACAACCCCACCACCUCCACCUCCUCCAACCCCAUCCACACCUCCCAACCCCCCAUCAAUCCCGAACCCGCCGAGCUCGACAGCACACCCAUAUCCCCCGUGGGCAGAAACGCCGCCGUAUCUCAAGCAGGUAGCGACGCGGCCGCCGGCGCGCCCGGCGGACGCCCGGACACCCAUGGCACAGGCUUCGAGGAGAUGACGGAGGGGUCGGGGCGGGAGAAGUGGGCGCAGUUGCUGGAGCAGCGGAAGAAGGAUCCGGCGGUGUUGGUGGAUAUACCGGGGACGCCGACGGCGGGGGAGUUGGCGUUGAAGUUGGCGGAAGGGGAGGAGAAGGGGGCGGGGGAGGGGAAGGCGUAG
Eremomyces bilateralis CBS 781.70 is the source of this 767-nucleotide messenger RNA. RefSeq lists its product as uncharacterized. Bases 345 to 767 code for a protein of 140 amino acids. Lineage: Eukaryota; Fungi; Ascomycota; Dothideomycetes; Eremomycetales; Eremomycetaceae. The transcript has a single exon. The record is from RefSeq and is a predicted model, not a curated record.